Sphaerulina musiva SO2202 is the source of this 909-nucleotide messenger RNA. RefSeq names its product COPI associated. Bases 131 to 526 code for a protein of 131 amino acids. Lineage: Eukaryota; Fungi; Ascomycota; Dothideomycetes; Mycosphaerellales; Mycosphaerellaceae. Gene Ontology annotation, biological process: vesicle-mediated transport. The record is from RefSeq and is a predicted model, not a curated record. Gene Ontology annotation, cellular component: Golgi membrane. The transcript is spliced from 6 exons.
CUUCACUUCACUCCACCAUCUCCUUCGAAACGCGCCUCAUCUUCCCCGACUUCGCCUGUCCGCCCUCCAAUCUCGCGACACCUUCCUCCUAGUCAGAUACUCGGUCCCUCGACAGGAGAGUCCGCGCAAGAUGGACUUCUCGGAUAUCUUCCGGAUCGUGAACCUAGUGGUGGGUGUAUUGAUGAUACUGGGAGGAAUUGGUCAAUUCUGGCCUUCAUUCUCGGUACAAGCCAUUAUCAUUGCGGUAUACCUUUGGAUAUUCGGGUUGGCCACGGCCGCUCUUGAGUUCCAGAUCCCACCCCAAGUCGCGCGAUAUGCCUCGUUCAUGUUCUCAUUCAUCGGCCGAGGAAUCUUCUAUGUCUUCAUGGGAUGCAUCGUCAUGGGUGACAAAUGGUGGAAGUACCUCGAUGGUGCGCUCGUCGUGCUGGUCGGAAUCGGAUACAUUGCGCUCGAAUUCGUUCCCAGCAUCGAGCCGCCUGCGAACAUGAGGGACGCCGACGCCGGCUGGGGAGCUGAGCAGGUUUAGAUCUGCUAUGGAGUCAUAUGACUUCUCAGGACCAGCCAUGCGCGACUGAUCACGAUCGUGGGCAUUCGUGGGCCGGACGGUCGUGAGCGGGAGCGAGACGUGUCCAAAGUUCAAUAUAAUCCACGGAAGGUGACACCUGAUCUUUCGGGGCCUGAUGGUAUGAAUAACGCUCGCCAGGCUAUGUAGCGCGCGAUCUUGCACAAAGUCCGCUAGCAGCCCAAGGAAGUGCAAUCCCUAAGGACCAGGUAGUUUUGUCGAGUGAGGAUCGAUGCUCGCUCGCACGCAGAUUCCAGGAUUCGUGCGAGGAGGUAAUGAUGCGUACGCACUUGUACAUAUGUUUUGUUACUCGAUUUUACCCCCAUGAGCGCUCUCUCUCUCUCUCU